UCUUUCUGAAUAUACGUCAGUGUGGCGAGGAGACGCGUUAGAGUUACACUACUAAACGCAAGCGGAAGUUGCACAAACAAAUCUGACGUUCGUGCACGCGGUUGUGACAAGAGAGCAUCUUGCCUUCACGGCUUUUUUUUCUGCUAAUACGAAAAGUUUCAUCGAAUUUUGUCGAUUUAAGGAGAUUUCCACGUAUUUUCUCGAGUUCCUAAUAUUCGAAGAAAAAAAAAAUUUUGUGAUUUUUUUUAACUGAUGUGAAUGAAAUAAAAUACAAGUUUUAUCAUGUUUCGCACUUGGAAUCACAACUUCUUGAUGUUGUAUCUUCUCAUCACUAAUACAGUAUGGCCUGCAAAAGGAGGAAUGUCAAAUUCUGAAAGGAACAUGAACGCUAUCCCAGAAGUUGGCACUGUUGGUACGAUAGCAGCUCCGAUACCCUCGAAUCGCUUCGAACCGUAUUUUGACGCCCUCGUUCCCCAAAAUGUAACAGCCCUGGUGGGAAAAUCAGCAUACUUGACAUGCAGAGUCAGGAACCUCGGCAACAAAACGGUAUCCUGGAUACGACACAGGGAUAUACACAUAUUAACUGUGGGCAGUUACACCUAUACCAGCGACCAGCGGUUCCAGGCGAAUCAUCACGCUGAGACAGACGAGUGGACUUUGCAAAUUAAGUGGGCUCAAAAGCGUGACGCAGGAAUCUAUGAAUGUCAAAUUAGCACUCAGCCUGUGAGGAGUUACUUCGUUAAUUUGGAGGUUGUAGAAAAUUCCGAUGAAGAGCGAACCUAUCAGGACGAGGAAGUUGAAGCUGUUGUGGAGAAACCGUGCACGUGCACUUGUCGAAAGAAAAACUGGCCAGCCGAUGCAGUGCCGACAGCACAAAUUCUAGGCGGGCCGGACCUUCACGUGGACAAAGGAAGCACCAUCAAUCUCACUUGCUCCAUCCGAUUCAGUCCAGAACCACCAGCUUACAUAUUCUGGUAUCAUCAUGACGACGUUAUCAGCUACGAUUCCACCCGUGGAGGGGUUAGCGUAAUCACCGAAAAAGGAGAUGUCACGACUAGUUUCCUUCUGAUCCAGCAUGCAGACAUUUCGGACUCAGGAAAGUAUUCAUGUAGUCCAUCCAACGCAGAUGUCGCCAGCGUUAGAGUUCACGUACUAAAUGGAGAAAGGCCAGCAGCAAUGCAAACGGGUUCUGCUGGGUUAUCAAACAGCUCAUUGAACAUUAUCAUCCUCAUGGUUCUAUCUUAUAUUUGCUCUUCAUGGUAUCUCGAUAUCUCCGAUAGCACAAGCCUGAGUUUCCUGUCUUCAGUGGGUAGGUAGCUACCAGCAGACAUGGUGAGUAGUCCACAUUGCUAAUUUGCAACCUGAAGAGCUUGAUCAGUACUGAAGAAGAUGUUUUUUGUAUAUAAAACUGGGGAUGUAUUAUCUCAACGUCUUGGUAGAUGACCUGUUAUGUGUAAAUACAUUUGUUUGAAGUGUUUUGUAUAUGUUCGAUUGCGAGGAAAUGUAAGAUGUGUGAUAUGUAGGAGAAUAAGAACUGUUGCAUAUGUCAGGGGCAAUAAGAUUUGAAAGUUGAAAUGUCAAUUUUGUAAAGAGUUUAUUUUAAAAGUGUUAGGCGAUCAUUUGUGAAGAAUUGAGAAGAUACAAUGGAAGUAUAUUUAUUGUUAAUUGUUAGUCAUAUAUAGAACACUUCGAUCAUCGAUAUACGUUGAUCACAUUAAACUCACGAACUUAUAAGUGUAAAUAUCCAUUGGUAAUCUAAUAUUAGCUACACUUCAAUCAUAUGAAUUCAUAAGUUGUUUGAUUAAAUGUAGAAUUCACUUGAAAUGAAAUGAUAACUAUCAUUACCGAAUUAACCUGUCUCCUUAGAAGUGAAUAAUAUUUCCAUUCACAAAUCACAAUCUUUCCUAUGUUCCCUAAAACUGUCAAGGUUCAUACUCGAUUUGGUUGAAGUUGUCAUAAGAAACGGACGUUUUUUUCUCGACGAUUGAAUUUGUAAUAGGUACUUAUUGUUAACUUUUUACGUGAAAGUUUUUCACCUGUUCAGAUUUAAACUGUAGUUAUAUUGUGGAGUAAUAUCGCAAUUGUUCUAAUGAUGAACAAGUCUGAAAAGCAUAACGUUCUGGUUCAAUAGGGGUCAAUUCCAUCGUUUGUUAGCGAACCAACCAGGCCUAUAGUCCCUUUUGACACCCUGUUCCCUUUUGUUGGAAACGAAAAUACAAUAUGGAGUUAUCUGAACACCAUAAAUAUUCGGCUAGAAACAAAUUUCGUAGAAUCCGAGAGAGCGGAAUAUUCGCGGAUGGAUUUUUUGCAAAGUGUACCACUGACAGUCGCAUUGGGCAACUGCACGAAUUGAAAAUCCCCCGAAGAUUAGAACGUUAACGAAAUAACAUCCGUGGAUUAACGUAUUUCAGAAUCGUUUAUGUGAGAUUCCGAAAAAAGUCGCUUUCCCCAAAAAACGUAUAAUCCGUGAUUGGCAGUUGCGGUAAGAAGUAGCGAAAGGAAUUACAAGCCAAAGAAAGGAGCGAAUCCUGAUACUGGUAGAUUUGGCGAUACCGCAAAUAUAGCGCUCGUUGAAUCACACCGAAUUGGAACUGACACUUAGGGGAAACCUUCAUAGUGUCAUCCAGAGUGAGACAGUUUGGCAAUGCGGGCACAUGAAACUUUCAGAAAUGUAUGUUGGAUUAUCGAUUAUCGUAAACAUCCCUUGAUAUGGAUUCCUAGAAGUUCAUCAAAAAGAGGGAGUAUUCUAAAUAUUAGCAGAAAUAAAGGAAUGCCGGUUCUUGAAAUUGUAACCACACUUUAAUGGUUGAGACUGUUAAGUUUUGGAAGAAUUACUGGGGGAGACUAUCUUUUCACAGACAUUGUUGUGAUAAAAAUCCAUAUAUUUGAAAACUAUUGAAAACAGUUUGUGCAAUUGUCCAGUGCAUUAUUUCUUCAAUUACUUAGUAUAGAUAAUUAAUUGAAAUUGACACUUGAGGAAAACCUUCAUAGUGGAACAGUCAUCCAGAGUGAGACAGUUUGGCAAUGCGGGCACAUGAAACUGUCAGAAAUAAUUCCUAGAUUCCUAGAAAAAGGAGGAAUAUUCUAAAUAUUACCAGAAAAAAGUACUGCCCUUUCUUGAGAUUGUAACCAUACUCUAAUGGUUUACACUUUCUUUAUUGCAUUUCCGGAUGAGACUUCUAUUUCACAGACAUUGUUGUAAUAAAAUUCCAUAGAUUUGAAAACUGUUGAAAACAGGAUGUGCGAUUGUUCA
Molecule: messenger RNA, 3253 nt
Organism: Harmonia axyridis
Lineage: Eukaryota; Metazoa; Arthropoda; Insecta; Coleoptera; Coccinellidae
Product: hemicentin-1-like
Exons: 7
Coding region: 283-1317 (344 amino acids)
Biological process (GO): synapse organization
Cellular component (GO): neuron projection membrane
Source: RefSeq, a predicted model, not a curated record